Diorhabda sublineata is the source of this 2582-nucleotide messenger RNA. It is a transcript of the gene Plap, whose product is annotated as phospholipase A-2-activating protein. Gene Ontology annotation, cellular component: nucleus; cytoplasm. Bases 146 to 2524 code for a protein of 792 amino acids. The transcript is spliced from 11 exons. Gene Ontology annotation, molecular function: ubiquitin binding. Lineage: Eukaryota; Metazoa; Arthropoda; Insecta; Coleoptera; Chrysomelidae. Gene Ontology annotation, biological process: proteasome-mediated ubiquitin-dependent protein catabolic process; ubiquitin recycling. The record is from RefSeq and is a predicted model, not a curated record.
AAAUCAUCUAUGCUAUUGUAUCAAUGACAGCCGCUAAAUAACCAAAAAAGUAUUGAAAGUGAUUUGUAUAAAAUAGUUAAGUUUCAUUAUAAGGGAUUAAAAUUAAAUUGAUAAUUGCGUUUCGUUUGAGUUAAUUUAUAGUAAAAUGUCGAAACAAUUUAAAUUGAGUGCCUCUCUUUAUGGUCAUUCAAUGGAUGUGCGUGCUUUAGCAAUAACUGAAAGUAACGAUAUUAUAAGCGCGUCAAGAGACCGAACUACAAAAUACUGGAAAUACAAUCCGCUUCAAAAUGUAUAUCAAGAUGUAAUGACAUAUAAAGGCCACGAAAAUUUCGUCGGUAGCGUACUAUAUUUAGAACCAACUAAAGAAUACCCCGAUGGUUUAGUUAUUACAGGAGGUUAUGAUAAAAAUAUUUUAAUUUACAAACCUGGUGAACCAUUCCAUACAUACGCUAUAAAAGAAGAACAUUUAAACACAAUAUGUGCUAUAACCAAAGGGAAUGGUGUAAACACGUUUUUGAGCGCUUCUUGGGAUAAUACAGCGAAAUAUUGGUGUUUAUCAACAUCUACUUCAAAACCAGUUCAAACAUUCACAGGUCACACUGCCGCCGUUUGGCACGUGAGACAAAUUAGCGAUGGUAGAGUUUUAACUGCAUCUGCGGAUAAAACUAUAGGAGUUUGGUCACCGGAGGGGCAAAAAUUGAGUACUUUAUCAGGUCAUGCUGAAGCUGUGAGGUGUUUGGAAGAUUUUCCGGAAUUAAAGUAUUUUAUGAGCGUAUCCAAUGAUGCUUCCAUAAAAAUAUGGAAUUACGAUUGUGAAAAUAUUAAUACUCUUUACGGUCAUAAUAAUUUCAUCUACAGUAUGUACAGGUGUAGGCCUCAUGGUAUGGAUAGUUUUGUAACUUCGGACGAAGAUAGAACUGUGAAAUUUUGGCAAAAUAACGAAGAUAGAUGCACAAUUGAAUUACCAGCGCAGUCAAUUUGGGCGGUGGCGUGUUUAUCUAAUGGUGACAUUGUAACCGGAUCAAGCGAUGGUAUAAUAAGAAUUUUUACUUUGGAUGAAUCUCGAGUUGUAGACGAAACAAAUCUACUAAAAUUUACGGAAGAAGUAAACGCUUUGAAAAAACAGGCUUUACAAGAAAUAGGGGGUGUAAAAGUAUCAGAUUUACCGGGAACGGAAGCUCUAUAUGAACCGGGUAAAAGGAAUGGUCAAAUGAAAAUGAUCAGAGAUGGUAACAGUGUGUUUGCUUAUACGUGGAUAGAGGAUGGAGAAAAUAGUCGUUGGGAUAAAGUUGGUGAUGUCCUGGGUGGAAAGGAUAAAGAUGAAACUGGAAAAACGAUGUAUAAAGGACAAUAUUACGAUUUUGUAUUUUCCGUGGAUGUAGAAGAUGGUAAACCACCAUUAAAAUUACCUUUUAACAGAGGAGACGAUCCUUAUCAAUGUGCCCACAAAUUUUUAGCUAAACAUAUGCUACCCGCGGAAUAUUUAGAACAAGUUGUGGAUUUUAUUUUGAAAAAUAGUAAUGAGCAGUACGUACCAUCUGUUAGUACUGAAUACCAGGAUCCUUUUACUGGAGGAUCGAGGUACACUCCGAAUUACGGUGCUAAUAACCAGGGACAAACCGGAGUCAAUUUGGAUCCAUUUACAGGUGGAAGUAGUUAUUCGACAUCCGGAAGUAGAUUGCAACAAACAGCUGGUCGAUCUACGGCGUCUAAUUCGGAGUCGAAAUCGAAUUUUUUUCCCGUUAAAUCCUAUCAUUCCUUCGACGUAGGAGAUUCCAAGGUUAUUUUAAGGAAAUUGAAGGAAUUUAACGAAAAAUGUGGCGACGGGGAUAAAUUACAAGAUACGGAUCUUGAACAAGUAGUUGAUUUGUGUUGUAAUCCACCUACUGAUGGAAAUACCGUCGAUAUUUUAUUUAAGUUAUUAGAAUGGCCUGAUGAUAUAAUAUUUCCGGUUUUGGAUGUUAUAAGAUUAGCGGUGAGGAAUAAAGUGAAUAAUGAAUUGAUAUCGACAGUGAAUAAUGGUGUUAUAUUCGAAAAAAUCAAAUCGUACACUAACAGUGAUUGUAAAAUAAUCAAUAAUAUGAUUAUUGCUCUUAGGACAAUGACUAAUUUGUGUUUACACGAAACCGGAGAGGAUUUAGUGUUCAAUAAUCGGUUCGAUAUAUUAGAAAAUUUUACAUCAUUGAAUAACCUCAACAAAAACUGUCAGAUUGCCUUAGCGACGACGUUAUUGAAUUUAACGAUACUAGUAGUUAAACGCAAUGACGAAAUCGGUAUAACGGUAUUGGCUCAAGUGAUACCUGAUCUCGUUACAAAAUUAACUGAAUCAGAAGCGCAUUUUAGGGCGUACGUUGCUUUGGGAACUUUGAUAACGCGCGCCAACGUGUACAAAUUGAUGGUGAAGGCCAAGGUGCAAGAAAACUCUAAUUUUAUUUCUACUUUACACUUACAUUCGUUUUCAAGUCAAACGGAUAUAGAAAAUAAGAGAAUGAAUUGUGUUAAAGAAUUACUCAAUAUAUUAUAAUUAUUUUUUUAUUAUUUGGGAGUGUAUAAGAAAAAAAUAAAUGUUUGCUUUGAUAUAA